This is a messenger RNA of Cyphellophora europaea CBS 101466, 1143 nucleotides long. RefSeq lists its product as uncharacterized. Bases 1 to 1143 code for a protein of 380 amino acids. The record is from RefSeq and is a predicted model, not a curated record. NCBI's taxonomy places the organism in Eukaryota, Fungi, Ascomycota, Eurotiomycetes, Chaetothyriales, Cyphellophoraceae. The transcript has a single exon.
AUGGCAAUCAAAACCGCCGAACCCGUGACCGUCUCCCUCGCCGACCUCCAAGCCAACCGCAUCCCCUUCUCCACGCUUCUCGCCGCCUUCGGCCCAGACAGUCUGGGUAUCCUCGUCGUGCGUGACCUGCCCUCCACCUUCCCCGCCCUGCGCUCCAGCGUGCUCGCCAACGCGUCCCGCCUCGCCGCCCUACCCGCCUCCACAUUACAGACACUCACCAAGCCCGCAGCCAAAUACCUGGUGGGCUGGUCGCAUGGCGUAGAGACGCUCCGCCCCGGCGUAGUCGACACCGCAAAAGGCAGCUACUACCUCAACUGCGCCUUCUACCAAGAUCCCACGCUCGAGGCGCCCCGCGCCGCGAAUGACGAGCGCUGGAACGGCUUCGAGGAGUACACAGCGGGCAACGUGUGGCCGGCCGAGGCCGACGUGCCAGAGUUCCGCACUGUGGUGGAAUCGCUCAUCACGCUGGUGAUCGACACGGCGGUGCUGGUGGCGCGGGCGUGCGAUGCGUAUGCGGAGCGAGAAGUGCCAGGGUAUGCGGCCGGGUAUCUGGAGAAGGUGGUACGGGAGAGCACGACGACCAAGGCGCGGCUGCUGCACUACUUCCCGUCGGCGACGGAGGAGACACGAGACGAAACCACGCCGGCGGCAUCGGUGGAUGGCGAGAACAGCAGCGAGAGCGAUGGCGAGAGCGACGACUGGUGCGCCACGCACCUGGACCACGGCUGCCUGACGGGCCUAACGAGCGCCAUGUUCGUCGACGAGACGGCGGACGACGCCGCCUUCCCCGAGAAUGUGGCCGAGUUGCCCGCCAGCCCGAGCCCCAAGAGCGGGCUGUACAUCAAGAGUCGGGGCGGCGAGGUGUUCAAGGUCGCGAUCCCGCGCGAUUGUCUGGCGUUUCAGACGGGGGAGACGCUGGAGCUGAUCACGCAGGGCAGGUUCAAGGCCGUGCCGCAUUUCGUGCGCGGCGUGGAUGCGAAGGACUUGAGAGAGCAGGGGAAAGAGGGCAUGCGCGUGGCGCGCAAUACGCUGGCGGUCUUUACGCAGCCGGACCUGGGGGCGGUGGUGGAUCCGCGGACGGGGUUGACGUUUGGGGAGUUUGCUAGGGGGGUGGUGGGGAGGAAUACGACUGCUGGUGGAUAG